AUGGGGUUCAAUCCGACGGCAUUGUUACCACUUCCCACAAGCAUCACCGACCUCCCCAAUCCUCAGUUGGAAGAGCUCUUGGCCAACCCUGAGUUGGUGAAAGGCUACGUACAACUGUCGGAUAGUUUCCAGCAAUACCUUGACCAGUACGCGACCACGAUUGCCGCCGACAACACCAAGUUGCAACAGAUCAAGCAACUUAUCGAACAAUACGACCACGUGGGACAAUCAAUCAGGGAGAAAUUGGCCGAACUACAACGGCUCAACCUGGAGUUCUCCAGUCUCCAGGUGAUCCAGUACCAAUUGUUGGUGCGCUACUCUAAUGAGCUGUUAGUCAAGAAAUACGGCGACUUAGUUGAGUCACUUGAUCGCCAGCUGCGUCAAUUGGUUUCCGAAACCAGUGACGAACUUGACCCGAAAUUCCUUGCUGAGUUUAGGCAGGCUCGAAAGCAAUACCACCUUCACCGGGAGCGGUGGGCACGGUGUCAGGAGGAUCGCGUGCUGGGGAGCAUUGCGUGA
Messenger RNA from Diutina rugosa, 519 nucleotides. RefSeq names its product ESCRT-I subunit protein. Lineage: Eukaryota; Fungi; Ascomycota; Pichiomycetes; Serinales; Debaryomycetaceae. The record is from RefSeq and is a predicted model, not a curated record. The coding region runs from base 1 to 519 and encodes 172 amino acids. The transcript has a single exon.